AUGGCCCGCGUCCCGGAAAGCAUCGAGACGAAGAAGCAGCUCUCCUUGGUCACAUCAGAGACUGCCCAUACGCUGCAAGCCGCCCAUCUGGAGCCUGACUUGCAUCGCAAUGUCGCUUCAAGAGACAUUGCCGUUGGUGACAUCGUUCUCGUGGGCAAAGGAGAGGUUUUUCCGUGCGACCUCGUCCUCUUGCAUUCCGCUUUAGAAGGCGGUAUUGCCUAUGUGUCUACAGCAAACUUGGACGGUGAGUCCAAUCUAAAGCGCGUCAUUGUCACCUCAGCUACCGCUGAAAUCGAACAUCCUUCUCAGCUUCCUCCCGUCAAGGGCAAGAUUAGAGCUCAAAGGCCUUCCACUUCUCUGCACGAGUUUGAAGCCUCCAUUGAACUGAGCGGCGAGGGCCCUGUCCCGCUCGGCCUGUCGUCGCUGCUGCUCAGAGGAAGUAUCUUGAGAAACACCGAGUACAUUUAUGGUAUUGUUGUGUACACUGGAUUUGAUACUAAAGUUGCACUAAACAUGCGCAACCACCCAAGCAAAAUGAGUUCUGUUGAGCGCAAACUUAACUGGGUCGUCCUUAUGCUGUUAAUUGCCCUCGCUACCCUCGUCAUCACAGGCGCAAUUGUCGCUGGAGUCUUACAAAACAGGGAUGGUGCCGGCCAGUGGUACAUGGGGGAGAAUGCUUUGAAUUCUGGUGGCAAAGUCACUUCCCAAAGCCUGGGCACGUUUCUCAUUUUGUUUUCUAUCUUUAUCCCGGUUUCGCUUUUCGUGACCUUCAAAUUUAUUCGGGUUCUCCAAGCACUAUUCAUGUCUGCUGAUUUCUGGAUGAGAACUGGACGGCAGAAGGUCUUGGCAAGAGCGACCAAUCUGAAUGAAAUGCUUCGCGAGAAAAGAGCCAUGCAUCGCGCUGUCAAAGAUGGUGUCGAACCUGUGAAGCAACUUUUGCUAGUAAUGGCUCUCUGUCACAGCGUCACGGCUGUGCUAGAUGGAAACAGCUCAGAAAAGGCACUUCUAGAAUAUCAAGGGCAGAGUCCGGAUGAGGUUGCAUUAGUUACAUUGGCAAGAGAAUACGCGAUCACUCUUAUGACGCGAACCAUUGACACACUCUUGCUCAACAAAGACGCGAACAUAGAAUUGAUUCAGAAUCAUAUUGACGAGUUUGCGAAGGAAGUUCUACAAGCACUUGUGUUUGAAAUGAAAGAGUUGGAGGAGAAGGACUUCCAAACUUCGUUUGAACGGUUCCAAGAGGCGCAAAAUUCUUUGGAGAACAGGGAAGAGAAGAAUUCAAAGAUUAGCGCUGAACUCGAGGAGGAUUUGAUGUAUGUCGCCACGACUGCUGUAGAGGAUAAGUUGCAAGACAAAGUGCCGGAGACUAUCAACUUUCCGCGCGAAGCAGGGAUUAAACUGUGGGUGUUGACUGAUGACAAGAGAGAAACGGCUGAAAACAUUGCAUAUUCAGCGAACUUGCUUGAUAGGAACAUGGAAGUGGUGCAUAUUGCAGGUAGCUCAUCCGCAGAGGUGCAAAGACAACUUAAUGACACUCUCGACCGUCAUAAGAAAAAAGUGGAAGAAAAAGAGGUUGGUGUGAUCAUUGACGGGGCUUCUCUGCACCACGCGAUUGAGGAUCAUUCAGAUGUAUGCAUGGCGUUGUCCGAUCAUACGAAGGUUGUGAUCUGCUGUCGUCUGACGCCGCUACAGAAGGCAUUGGUGGUACGAUUAAUGCGGGAAAAGAGAAAAGCGAUGACUUUGGCUAUUGGAGAUGGUGGAAACGACGUGUCGAUGAUUCAAGAUGCGCUGCCAUAG
Chondrus crispus (carragheen) is the source of this 1797-nucleotide messenger RNA. RefSeq lists its product as hypothetical. Gene Ontology annotation, cellular component: plasma membrane. The record is from RefSeq and is a predicted model, not a curated record. Gene Ontology annotation, molecular function: ATPase-coupled intramembrane lipid carrier activity. The transcript is spliced from 5 exons. NCBI's taxonomy places the organism in Eukaryota, Rhodophyta, Florideophyceae, Gigartinales, Gigartinaceae. Gene Ontology annotation, biological process: phospholipid translocation. Bases 1 to 1797 code for a protein of 598 amino acids.